Messenger RNA from Drosophila takahashii, 1969 nucleotides. RefSeq lists its product as uncharacterized. Lineage: Eukaryota; Metazoa; Arthropoda; Insecta; Diptera; Drosophilidae. The record is from RefSeq and is a predicted model, not a curated record.
UAGCAAAAAUGGCCAAAAGCGAAGACGGCAAAAGACCGAGUAUUUCGGAGUAGCGCGUUUAAAAAAAGUAUAAAAGGGUCGCUAUUCACAGAGGUCGCCAACAAACCGCUAACGGCAGCGAUCGCGUCUUAUAUCUUUCUAUAGCUACUCCAACGCGAGGGACAGGGACGACCAUAUACACGACCCGAGGAUAACGGUUUAAUCCAAUUUUUUUCCCGUGUUUUUUUUGUUGUGUUUGAUCAUGAAACUCUCAGGAGUACCGUUAGCUUUACUAGGCUGCUGCUGCUUCUUCUUACUGGCAGCUUCUUCUUCAACUCCUGCUGCUUCCUCCACCUCAGUACCUUCUUCUUCUUCCAAGCCAAAAAGAGAUGCUGGCUUGAGUUUCGGAGGAAUAUCCAGUUAUCACGGCCCCUCGCACAAAUAUCUGCCGCCCGCCUAUGAAAAUCACCUGAACCUUGGCGGCUACCAUGGAAAUCCUUUGGGCUCCUCCGGUGGCGGUUAUUCCGAAUACUCCAAUCACGUAGGACAUCAUUCCUCUGGAAGUCAUGGUUAUGCCAGUUCCAGCUCUGGUGGCCAUGGCAGACCCUAUCAUUUUGGUGGAAGUCCCAAAAUCGAAACCUAUAUCGUUCAAGCAAGCGGUGCAUCGAGUUACGGUCACAAUUAUCAUGGUCAGGGUCAUGGAAUUAGUCACGGAAUAAGCCAUGGAAUCAGUCAAGGUAUAGGUCACGGACAUGGAUCCGGACUGGCUUACAAAUUUGCACCAUCCUCCUCAGCUGCAUCGUAUCUGAAUCUGUUGGGUAACAACCAUAAAACUAGCACCUAUGUGGUGGCUACUCCCGAAUUUACCGGAAGCAGUCACGGAAUCGGCUACGGGUCGGGACAAGUUCACAGACCAACCUACAGUACCAGUUAUGGUAACGGUUUUGGUCAUGACAUCAGCCAUCAGAUCAGCAGCCACGAACCAGCGGGUCACAGUUUGGAUCACAACCUGGAUCAUACCUCGGAACAUGGACUGCGUCACGCUUUGGGUCGGGGUCACUCCAGUGGAGGUCACCACUUUGCCCAGCACCCGCUGCCUCAACUGGCGGAAGAGCAUUCUGGCUACUCAUACGAUGCUCCCGCCACGCCCUUUGGCAAGGGAGUGCCGCUGAGCAGCUAUGGUGUACCCCUCAUUCCCGGCUAUGAUCACCAGGAGUCGUCAUUGCAGGAGCCGGGAGUGCAAGUGCAGGUCUUGGAACAAGAACAGAAAGCCGAUCAUCGGGAACAGGAGAGAGAGACACCGGUCUAUGCCCUGGGCCACAAGGGAUUGGGACACUUCAGCUACACGGCCAGCAAGCCACAAGCUUUGCACACCGACGUCCUCAGCGGUGCUCAUCCAGGAGAUCUUGACCUCUCCAAGGCGCCCUUCAAGCCCAGCGCCUUUUUGGGAGCCAAGCACGAAACUGGAUCAAAUUCCAUUUCCGGCUAUGACUACGCCACACCCAGCUCGUCGUUUCUGCAGGCUCCAUCUUCGCCCGGCUACGAUUACCCGACUCCAGGGCAGCUUUACGGACCACCUGGUCAUUCUGGGGACUCAGCUACGCCCAUCUUUGAGCCGGAGGCAACCUAUUUGCCCCCUGCCAGCAGCUACGGUCCACCACCCACAUCCUCCCAUGGAUAUCACUAAAUUAUUAACGUAUAGUUUGUAAGGUCUUCUCCUCUAGAGUCUUUUGUAUUUUUGUAUCCCUAUCUAUUUCGUACUGUAAGCCAAGAUCGAACAAUAAAUAAUAAGAAAUUAAAAACUCAAAGUUAUUGAAGAAAAAUGUUUGGUGAUCAUCUGAAAUCAGAAGAAUUACGAAUUACCUACAACUAAAGUAAGGUAUAAUUAUUAAUCUUGCAAAAGAAAGGUCUAAAAAGCUCUUGACCGCAAGCGAUUCCCAGAUAAAAUAUAAACUUAAGAAGAAGAUAAAAUAAAAAAUAUUUAACGUGC